AUAAGCGUUUUAAGAGACGUGGUGGCCCUCGAAGGAUGCGAUGGCUCAAGACACAGUAAGCAACCCCACAUAUCUUCCCUACCCAUUUCUCCUCCUGCGAAGGUAGCGCCGCGCCGCUUACAUGGCGCCCAAGGCCAAGGUGAACCCCAAGCCCUCGCCUGCACCGCCGCCUCCCGACGCCCAGUCUGCCCCCAUCGAGGACCUCUUCUCCGCUCUCCAUCGCCAUACCCAGAACUUCGAGUACGAACGGGCCGCCAAGGUCGCAGAUCAAGUUCUCGCGAUCGCACCCGGGGAUGAGGAUGCCCUGCGGUGCAAGGUCGUGGCUUUGAUCAAGUCCGACGCGAUCGAUAAGGCUCUCUCCGCGAUCCAGGGUUCUCGUCACCUGCCCAUAGAUCUCAGAUUUUACGAGGCAUAUUGCUUGUACAGGCAGAAUAAACUGCAUGAAGCACUAGAGGCAAUAGACGGUCAAGAAAGAAACUCUAUGAUCCUGCAGUUAGAAUCUCAGAUAUUUUAUCGUUUAGGAAAAAUGGAUGCUUGCAUGGAAAGCUAUGAGAAGAUUCAAAGAUUCAAGAUUGACUCCUUAGAUAUAAAAACAAACAUCAUAGCUGCUCUGGUUGCAGCUGGAAGGUCUCCUGAAGUUCAAGGAACUAUGGAUGCACUUAAAGUCAAAGCUUCUAGUAACUUUGAACUGGCAUACAACUAUGCUUGCUCCUUGAUUGAAACGAAAAAAUAUGCAGAUGCUGGGCAACAAUUACUUUCAGCUCGAAGAAUUGGCCAGGAAAUGUUAAUGGAGGAGGACUAUGCUGAUGAUGAGAUAGAAAAUGAACUAGCUCCAAUUGCUGUGCAGCUUGCAUAUGUGCAUCAGCUACAGGGGCAAACACAAGAAGCUAUAGAAGUGUAUAUGGCUAUAAUAAACCGUAAUUUGUCUGAUGCUUCAUCGCUUGCGGUGGCAACAAAUAACCUUAUUGCACUAAGGGGUACAAAGGAUGUUUCUGAUAGUUUAAGAAGACUUGAUCGGCUGAUAGAGAAAGGUGCUGGUGCAAAGCAAUUCCAAAUUGCUAAUGGUUUAGAUGUUAAAUUAUCCACAAGGCAAAAAGAAUCUCUGUAUUCAAAUCGUCUGCUUUUACUUCUUCAAGCAAAUAGGAUGGAUCAGGCUCGAGAACUCAUCUCUGCGCUACCAGAGAUGUUCCCAGAUAGUGUAACACCAGUUCUGCUUCAAGCGGCUUUACUUGUUAGAGAGAAGAAGGUGGCAAAGGCUGAGGAAAUACUUCUGCUGUAUGCAGAUAGAUUUCCCGACAAAUCUAAGCCAGUCUUUCUUGCCCGUGCUCAAAUUGCUGCUGCCGCUGGACAUUUUCAGAUCUCUGUUGACUCCCUGUCAAAGAUUACUGAUAUCCAAAACAUGCCUGCAACUGUUGCGACUCUUGUAUCAUUGCAGGAGCGCAUGGGCGACUCUGGUGGUGCUAAUGCAGUACUCAACUCUGCAAUUGAAUGGUGGAAGAAUGCCAUGACCGAAGAAAAUAAACUUGAUUUGAUAAUGCAGGAAGCUGCAUCCUAUAAGCUCAAUCAUGGACGUGAGGAAGAAGCCUUCCAGUUAUACGAAAAACUUGUCAAGAGUCGUGGAAAUAUUGAAGCUUUAUUGGGUCUUGUAAUGACUGCUGCUCACACCAACCUUGAGAAGGCUGAAUUAUAUGAGAAGCAGUUGAGGCCACUUUCUGGCUUGAAACAAAUGAAUGCGGAGAACCUAGAGAAGACACCCGGUGCAAAGCAUGUUGAAGGUACACAUACCAUGAGGGUAGAAGUUUCUGAGGAUGUGAAGAAAGCUAAGACGAAGAAAAGAAAGAGGAAGCCUCGGUAUCCAAAGGGAUUUGAUCCUGCAAAUCCAGGGCCUCCACCAGAUCCUGAGAGAUGGCUGCCAAAGAGAGAAAGAUCAAGUUAUAGGCCUAAGAGGAAGGAUAAGAGAAGUCAGGUUAGGGGUUCUCAAGGAUCUGUGGUCAGAGAGAAGCAUGAGACAGCUACUACAGCAACCAGUGUUUCCUCAGACAUUGGCCCGAGUACAAAAUCAAACCAGGGUAUUUCUAGCUCAUCCAAAAGUGGAUCACAAAAGGCAACUACUCAUGAGCAGCCAAAAGCUUCCAGCAAGUCGAAAAAGAAGUCCCGAAAAUAAUAUCAUCAAAUACAACUGUUGGUGCAGGACAUUUUGAACAUUAUCCAUUUCCUUUGGAUUUCUGCCCUUUCUGAGGCUUGCUUCAUUGAUCUCAAUUUUUCCAUGUUAAAUCAUUUUGUUUUUUUCUCUACAGUUAAUAAUUUUUGUCAAAUCAUGAAAUUGUUUACAGUUGAUUUUGAUUUUGGCAUUUGGAUUAAUAAGAUUGUAGCUCAAAAAUAAAGAUAAUAUGGAGUGAUUAUGUA
Musa acuminata AAA Group (dessert banana) is the source of this 2406-nucleotide messenger RNA. RefSeq lists its product as uncharacterized. The transcript has 6 exons. Gene Ontology annotation, biological process: SRP-dependent cotranslational protein targeting to membrane. The record is from RefSeq and is a predicted model, not a curated record. The coding region runs from base 122 to 2164 and encodes 680 amino acids. Lineage: Eukaryota; Viridiplantae; Streptophyta; Magnoliopsida; Zingiberales; Musaceae. Gene Ontology annotation, molecular function: 7S RNA binding; ribosome binding; protein binding. Gene Ontology annotation, cellular component: signal recognition particle, endoplasmic reticulum targeting.